CAAGAUUGCGGCAAGAAAAGUCGGGCAAGGAGUUAUUUAUGUUAAUAUCCAUGAAAAUUUAAAUGAUUCGGAAGGUUUGGGCCGCGAACUUGCUAGAGCUAUUAAUUUCAAGCAAUGUAUUUCUUUUAUGGGACAGUUGGCACGGAAAAUUAUGGGCCCGGAUAGUAUUCGAUUUGAGGAUUCUAAGUGGGAAAGCGCUCUGAAUGCUUUUGAGCGUGCUGCUGCUGUAUAUAAAAAGAAAUAUAAGAAACUACCGGUUCUUGUAUUUGAUAACAUAAACGUUCUUGAUAAAGUACAUCCAGAAAUUAUCGAUCUUCUUCAAGAUAAUGCUAAAAUGAGUGUAGAUUCUUUAAAAUAUGUUGUAGUAUUCGUCACCAACGAAAGAUCGGUUCUAAAUAGGAUGAAAGAAAGUAGUGCAUGGUCGCGAGCAAGUGAACCAGUAACGGAAAUCGAAGAUUUUACUGAAGGUGAAACUAUAGAUUAUCUGGUCAAUAAGCGUAAGGUAUGUAAUGAUGCAGAAGCAAAGAAGUUACAUGAAUUAAUUGGUGGACGUAUCACGGUAUUGAAUUCUAUGGCGACACGUAUUGAAGACAAAAAAUCUUUCGAAGAUAUCAAACAGAACCUCUUUACAAAAAUCAGUAAGCAAUUUCGUAAAGCAGAAAUCAAUGAGGGACAAUUAUAUCAUGAGAAAGUGAAGCCACUCAUAAAAGCUUUGUUGGAAAAUGAUGAUAAGGGGCUUGAGUAUAAUAUGGCUCUAGAAAUAGUUCAAGACGAUACCAUGUUGGACGAACUUUUAAAAGCAAAUGUACUUGCAUAUCAUCCGGCAAAAGAUACACUCACCUUCCACUCUCGCUCUGUACG
This is a messenger RNA of Dentiscutata erythropus, 861 nucleotides long. The record is from the annotation of a GenBank genome assembly. Lineage: Eukaryota; Fungi; Glomeromycota; Glomeromycetes; Diversisporales; Gigasporaceae.